This is a messenger RNA of Chanos chanos (milkfish), 10660 nucleotides long. It is a transcript of the gene dchs1b, whose product is annotated as dachsous cadherin-related 1b. Gene Ontology annotation, biological process: homophilic cell-cell adhesion. The record is from RefSeq and is a predicted model, not a curated record. The coding region runs from base 126 to 10013 and encodes 3295 amino acids. Gene Ontology annotation, cellular component: plasma membrane. The transcript has 21 exons. Gene Ontology annotation, molecular function: calcium ion binding. NCBI's taxonomy places the organism in Eukaryota, Metazoa, Chordata, Actinopteri, Gonorynchiformes, Chanidae.
UUCUUUGCGGCUGGGAGAGAACUGGAGAUACAUCUGCAUACAAAUAGGAUUUGAGGGAACAACGGUUGCGCGCAGACAGAGCAGUGGAGCUGGAUCAGAUGAAUGUGUAAAAGAACCUCUCCAAGAUGACAUUGUACAAGGGUUCCAGGGAGACCAUACAGAGCCACACUGACACGCGGAGGACCUGGAAGCCAAAAAUGUUGUUGCUGCUAUAUGUUGUUAUGGAGCUAAUAACUGUUCACACCACAGCAGUUAUGGGAACAUUGGAAUUACAAUUAGAUGAGGAGCAGCCAGCAGGCACCAUUGUUGGUGAUAUCAGUGCUGGCUUGCCCCCUGGCAUUACUGCGUCGCUUUACUUUAUCUCAGAUCACGAGGGCACGGGAGUUGGCAGCGACCUGCACAUUGAUGAGACCACGGGCAUUAUCAAGACGGCUCGGCGCCUGGACCGGGAGGAGAGAGACCACUACAACUUUAUCGCAGUCACCAUGACCGGAAUCACCGUGGAAGUGUCCAUCACGGUGAAUGACAUCAAUGACCACGCGCCGGCAUUUCCCAAGAAGAGAGCAUCCCUGAAGAUCCCAGAGCACACUGUGGUUGGGACCAAGUUCUCCCUUGAGCCGGCCACCGAUGCUGACAAAGACCAGCUGACAACCCAGGGUUAUCUGAUCAAGGAUGGCAACGUUGGGCAGGUGUUCAGGCUUGAAACCAAGAGGGCGGCGAACAAGGCCCUCUACCUCGACUUGGUUGUCAAUGGCAUCUUGGACCGAGAGAAAAGGUCAUCUUAUUCUUUGCUUCUGGAGGCUUUUGAUGGAGGCAGUCCGAAAAAAACAGGCCAGAUGACCUUGGAUGUAUUUUUGCAGGAUAUCAAUGACCACGCUCCUGUGUUCAACCAGAGCCGGUACCAUGCCAUAAUUUCUGAGAGCCUUCCUCAGGGUAGCAAUAUCCUGCAGGUGUUUGCCACGGACGCGGAUGACGGCGACAACGGGCUUGUGUUAUAUGAGAUAAACCGUCGCCAGAGCGACCCAGAUCAGUACUUUGUCAUCGACCCUCGCUCUGGAAUCAUAACGCUAAACAAGCCUCUAGAUUAUGAGGUGCGGAAGGUCCAUGAACUGGUCGUGCAGGCACGGGACAAUGCAAGCCAUCCCGAGAUCACCAACGCGUUUGUCACUAUCCACGUCCGGGAUUACAACGAUAACCAACCCACUAUGACCAUCAUUUUCCUCAGCGAGGAUGGUUCACCCCGUAUCUCUGAAGGAGCCCAGCCAGGACAGUACGUGGCCAGAAUAUCGGUGUCUGACCCAGAUUAUGGAGAAUACUCCAAUGUCAACGUCUCACUGGAAGGAGGGGAUGGUAAAUUCGCCCUUACCACGAAAGACAGCAUCAUCUACCUCAUCUGUGUGGACCAAAUUCUGGAUCGUGAGGAGAGAGACUCUUAUGAACUUCGCGUCAUGGCAACAGAUUCUGGUACCCCACCACUCAGGGCCGAAUCCUCAUUUACCAUCCAAGUUACAGACGUCAACGAUAACCCUCCGCUCUUUGACCAGCAGGCCUACAAGCAAUCCAUUCCAGAGGUUGUCUACCCUGGGAGUUUCGUGCUUCAAGUGACGGCGCGAGAUAAGGACCAGGGCCCGAACGGUGAAGUACGUUACAGCAUCCUGCAAGAGACGGGCACCCACGCGGAGUGGUUUUCCAUCGAUCCUGUCACGGGCAUCAUCACCACGGCAACUGAACUGGAUUAUGAGACGGACCCUAAGCCGAGCGUGACGGUGCUGGCCACCGAUGGAGGAAGACCUCCCCUUUCGUCUUCAGCCAUCGUGGAAAUCAACCUACAGGAUAUUAAUGACAACGAGCCAAUCUUUGCGAGCAGCUUCUACAAUGUGUCCAUUAAAGAGAACACAGCUGCAGGAACCUGCUUCCUUGAGGUCACAGCCACUGAUGCGGACAGAGGUUCCUUUGGUGCUAUCACUUAUUCCAUAGGCUCUGGGACCAGCAGUACUACGCCCACCCAGUUCAGCAUCAACAAAGAGACUGGGGAGAUCUGCACCAGCGUGACGUUAGAUCGCGACCAAGGCUCGGCUAGCUAUGACUUCACAGUCACUGCGGUAGACGGGGGUGGAUUGAGUUCCUUAGCCUACGUGAAGGUGUCACUGUUGGAUAUUAAUGACAACAGACCAACCUUCUACCCUGUGCAUUAUGCUGUCAGCCUUAGCACUCAGAGCGCCCCAGGAACCUCUGUCGUCAGGGUAACGGCUCACGAUCCAGAUGCUGGUGAAAAUGGCAAAGUGACUUACCGUGUGGUUCCAGGGGGUGGCUCCUCCUUCUUCACUCUUAAUAAAGACACAGGAGUGAUAUCUUUGUCACGCUCUCUCCAUGGAAAAGCCAACUCUGUCAUCACCAUGGUGAUAUCAGCUCAGGACGGAGGGGGCCUUACGGCUCUGGUCAACGCCAGAGUCAACAUCAGCGUGGUGGCCGGCUCAGUGGCGCCCCCAGUGUUUGAACAGGCGCAGUACUUCUUCACCGUGACUGAGGACGUUCUGCGGGGCACCGAGGUUGGCGUGGUGCGCGCCAAUAGCAGGAACGGAGUCUCCAAGGAUGUGUCUUACACCAUCGCCUCAGGGGAUCCAGACGGCUACUUUAUGGUGGAUCCUGAAACAGGUGCUCUGAGAACCAGCCUGCCUUUGGAUCAUGAGGCUCGGCCCUCACUGGAUCUAGAGGUGCAGGCGCGUAGUGGGUCCCCUCCCGCUUUCGGACAAACACGGGUGAGGGUCACCAUAGCAGAUAUCAAUGACAACGCCCCAACGUUCUUGCCUUCUUCUUCUGAGUCACUGCUGCUUCCUGAGGCAACAAAGAUGGGUACCGUGGUUUACCGUGUGCAGGCUGAAGACCGCGAUUCAGGUCCCAAUGGGCAGCUGAGCUUUGACCUCGUGUCAGCCGAAGGGCAGCGUACGUUUGGGGUGGAACGUAGCAGUGGGGAGAUCCGUCUGAUUGGUAGUCUGUCUUAUGACAAUGUUCCACGCUAUGACCUUCAAGUGAUCGCCAAGGACAACGGUAUACCCCAGCUAAGUGCUACCUUCACUCUCGUGGUUCAUGUACAGGCAGAGAAUAAUCAAGGCCCUGUUUUUGACACACUCACCUACCGUGUGGAGCUGAAAGAGGGAACGCCGCUCAAUACCCGUUUCCUGCAAGUGCGAGCUCUAAACAGAGACGCGACAGGAACUAACGGUCCCAGCUCAGGCUCUACCUCCUCUGCCGCAUUGUCCUACCACCUCCGCCCUGAUGGAGACUCAGCAGGUUUUGGCAUCAUUCCGGACAGCGGCUGGCUGUUUGUGAAGAGUGCCCUAGAUAGGGAAGCCAAAGAUAUUUACCUCUUAACGGUGUUAGCCACCUCAGGCACCGGACAGAUGAAGAAAACCGGGAGUGCCACGGUGAGAGUUUCCGUAACAGAUGAGAACGAUAAUCCUCCACGACUCUCUCAGGAACGGGUUUUCCUGGCAGUCCGGGAGAACCUGCCCGCGGGAACGGGAUUCGGGAGGGUGACCGCCACCGACAGGGACACUGGCCUCAACAGCCGUCUCACCUAUAGACUCCUACACACCGAUCGAAACUUCCAGAUCAAUUCCCAGACAGGGGAGAUUAGUACCAGAGCAGCUCUGGAUCGAGAGCUCCAGUCCAGUUACCAGCUGGUUGUGGUGGUACAAGAUGGUGGAACCCCUCCCCGAAGUGCCACAGGGACAGCGCAUAUCACAGUUCUGGAUGAAAAUGAUAACGCACCAACAUUUAGUCACGCUCAUCCCGGCAGGGAGUUACUUUUUCAGGUGCAGGAAGGCCUGCCUGCCGGCUCUCUCCUUGGGACUGUUCAGGCCAAGGACCCAGAUGAGGGAGAGAAUGGCGCACUUUUCUAUUCUUUGUCGGGCUCCAGAGCCGAACGCUUCUCUCUGAACCCAAAUACCGGCGAAUUGCGUUCUUCGUCUCCUCUUAGGAGAGCAGAGAAAGCUGAAUACAGUUUUACUGUGACGGUGUCGGACCGUGGAUCACCCCCUCAUAGUACUUCUACUGUCCUGCGCAUACAGGUGAUGAGCUCAGCCAAGAUGCCCCCAAAGCCCAACACCCUCUCCAUGACCCUCAACUCUGUGGAGGGAGCCAAACCAGGCUCCAUCAUUGGUUCAGUGAGGUCACAUGACCCUAAGGAUGUGACAGUGGACGGCCAGGUGACCUAUUUGGUUGUGGGUGGCACGGAUCACGACAGCACGUUCAUGGUCGACCGUCUCACGGGUGACGUGUAUUUGGCCAGGGAGUUAGAUUACGAAAAGGGGGCCCACUACACCUUACAAAUCGAGGUGGAUGACUUCUCCAAGGCCUACCCCAGCAGUCACAUAAUCCAGUUAGACAUCAACGUUCAGGAUAGUAACGACCACGCACCGCAUUUUCCACAAGAUCCUGUCACCAUCGUCAUUCCGGAGAACAUGCAGCCAGGAUCUUCCAUCUACGCUUUCCAAGCCACGGAUAACGAUGGCAGUGGACCGAACAGUGAAGUGCGUUACUCGAUCCAGCACCGCUGGCCUGACAACGCGGAUCUCCUCACCUUAGACCCUGUCACUGGAGUGCUAACCUUGGGUCAGGAGUUGGACCAUGAGGUGACCUCGUCCCUUUUCCUGGUUGUGCGUGCCACUGACUUGGCUGUGGAUGUUUCUCAGAGGCUCUGGGGCACAGUGACAGCUCGCGUCUUCAUUACAGACGAGAACGAUAACGCCCCCAUCUUCAGCUCCCCGACUGCUGUAAGUGUGAUGGAGGACCAGCCUGUGGGCUUUGUCUUACUCUACGUUAUCGCUCAAGAUGCGGAUCAAGGAGAGAACGGCAGAGUCUCGUACCGGAUCCAGACUGGAAACACUGCGGGCCAAUUCAGCCUUAAUCCCAACACUGGUUCCCUUUCCAUCCUCAAAGCCCUGGACCGAGAAUUACAAGACAGCUACAAUUUGACUAUAGUCGCUGAGGAUCACGGGACACCCCAGCACUCCACCACCCAGGUGUUGUCCAUCCAAGUCAUUGACGUCAACGAUGAAGCACCAUGGUUUCAGAAGAGUGAAUUUGAGGCUCAGAUUCUGGAGAAUCAGCAGGCGGGAACCACCCUCCUCACUGUCUCUGCUUCAGACCGGGAUCAAGGCACAAAUGGACAGGUUACCUAUGGAGGCGUGAGUGAGGAUGGGUUUAUCAUUAAUCCAGAUACAGGAGCCAUUUCCGUGACCAAAGCUCUGGACAGGGAGGUUCAAAGUAUCUACACCUUGACAGUCUAUGCUAAAGAUGGAGGCAUGCCACCCAAUUUUGCCAAGGCCACGGUUCGUAUCAUUGUGCUGGAUGAGAAUGACAAUGCCCCUGCCUUUGGGAGGGUCCUUUAUAACCUAGAGGUCCCUGAGAAUCAGCAGCCCGUGGAGCUAUUCACAGUCAGAGCCACCGACAAAGACACGGGAGACAGCGGCAGACUGGAGUACAGGAUCCUGGCUGGAGAUCGCGACGGUGACUUCCAGUUGGACAGCACUUCAGGUGUUCUGUCCACUUCUCACGCCCUGGACAGAGAGAGGAAAGGCAGCUAUAACUUGGUUGUGGUGGCCCAAGAUCAUGGAACUCCUCCGCUCAGCAGUUCUACCACUGUGGAAAUCACUGUCUUGGAUGUCAAUGACAACAGCCCCAAGUUUGAUAGCAGUACCUACUCCAUAGAAGUCUCAGAAGAUGCUGCAGUUGGCUCUCUGGUACUGGACGUGACAGCCACGGAUGCAGACGAGGGCCAAAAUGGUAAAGUCCUCUACUUCCUGAGCCAUGAAGCCCACGGGGCAUUCACUGUGGAUCCAGACACAGGUCGAAUUGUCACAGCUGCGCCACUAGACCGCGAGAAACGGGCCUCUUAUAGCUUCCAGGUGUGCGCUGUUGACCUGUCCCCAUCUAUGCCCAGAAACACCACUGCCCAGGUGACCGUCACCAUUCUGGAUGUGAAUGACAACGCACCCUUCUUCAUCCAGGACCCUCUCAUCAUCAAUGUGUCCAGUGGGGGUGUGUCAACCCAUCAGGUCGUGGCUACUAUGAGAGCUGAGGACAAAGACUUUGGGGCCAACGGGUCAGUGUACUAUCGUUUCGCCACUCCGGUCCGAGGCUUCACCAUCAACUCUCUGACAGGGGAGAUCCAGGCUAUGGAAGCACUUCGGAGCCUCACUCAGUCCCAACGCACCCUUAUUGUGGAAGCCAUGGACCAAGGCAGCCCCGCCCAGUCCUCCCUGGGGGUGGUGAUCAUUUAUGUAAGGGAGCAGGAUUACACAGGCAUUCGUUUCUCGCGGACCGCCAGAGACGUCAACAUCCAGGAGAAUGCAGCCAAAGGCACAGCUGUGGCACACGCACAGGCCCAAUACCCAGACGGCUCACGCAAAGGCAUCACGUACAGCAUCUUCAGUGGAAACAGACAGCAGUCAUUUAGCAUCAGCUCCAACACUGGUGAGAUCUGGGUACAGAGCUCCAACGGCCUAGAUUUUGAGGACACCCCAAGACUCCGCCUAGUGGUCAAGGCUGAAACUGCAUCCUCCAGCUCUUUCAUGGCCAUAAACCUCAUUCUGCAAGAUGUCAAUGACAACUUGCCUCGCUUCCAACUGCAGAACUACGUGGCGUACAUGCGUGAAGCACAGGGCUAUGACCUCCCCAUCAUACAGGUUGUGGCUGAGGAUGUAGACCAGGGCCAGAAUGGUCAGGUGACCUACUCCAUCCAAUCAUCUAGCAUGAGUGGCCUCUUUAAGAUUGAUCCCCUGACCGGCAGCGUCACCACGGCAGCCAUUAUGGACCGAGAGAUCUGGACGCAUACCAAGUUGGUCAUUACGGCAACAGAUCGUGGCAACCCCAAGCUAGCCGGCUCAGCUACCCUCACAGUGAUCAUAGUCGAUCUGAACGACAACAGUCCCACAAUCCCUCUGCCACGGGAAGUGCGAGUAGCCGAGAACUCACUUAUCGGCACAGAGAUCACCUUGGUAACAGGAAACGAUGUGGACUCGGGCCCAGCACUGUCUUACUCCCUCCAUCUAGAUGCGUCUUCGCAAGGCAAGUUUGACAUCCACCGCUACAAUGGGCGUGUGUCCCUGACUGCCCCAUUGGACUUUGAAGAGAGGACCUGGUACACGUUGACCAUCCGAGCCUCUGAUUCCAAACACCAGAGUGAGGCCAACCUCACAGUGCUGGUGGAGGACGUGAAUGACAAUGCACCUACGUUUACACAGGAUCUGUAUCAGGUAACACUGUUGGAGCAUUCUCCACCAGGCAGUCCUGUUGUCACAGUGACUGCUACUGAUCGAGACUCGGGUGAGAAUGGAAGGGUCACUUACCGAGUGAUGUCAGCAACCAGAGAAGGCUUUUACAUUGAUCCCAGAAACGGCACAUUGUUUAUCAACCACAAAGCGGAGUUCGAUCCUGAGCGUCCUUCAGUAAGUGUGAUCAUUGAGGCUCGAGAUGGAGGAACUCCAGCCCUAUCCUCCAUUGCCACUGUCCAGGUUCAGCUGACAGAUGUCAACGACAAUGUUCCAAUGUUCCACCAGUCAGAGUACAGAGCCACUGUAUCAGAGGACCAGCUUCCUGGGGCCACCAUCUUGACCUUGGAGGCAGUAGAUGGAGACUUAUCACAGGAAAAUGCUGGUUUUGAUUUUGCCAUUGCAAGUGGCAACGUGGGGAAUGCCUUUCAGAUCGAGAGCAGUGUGCGCUUCAUAGAGGGGCAUGGUUUCCAGACAGUGGGUACCCUGAUUUUGGCUGAGAUGCUUGAUUUUGAAGCACUGUCAAGUUAUAACCUCACAAUUGUUGUGUCUGAUCGUGGUGUACCUCAGCGUAGCUCCAGUGUUCCAGCCGUAAUCACUGUUCAAGAUGUCAAUGACAACCCUCCUGUCUUCAGCCGUUCUGACUAUACUGUCACUCUUAGUGAGGGGGCAGCAGCUGGCACUGAGAUCUUACGGCUGUCUGCUGCAGACCCAGACUCGGCGCCCAAUGCAGAGAUCCGGUACAGCAUCAGCUCUGGAAAUGAGAUGGAGCUCUUCUUGGUAGAUCAGUGGACUGGAGCAGUAAGGCUGCAGCGGCCACUCGACCGUGAAAGUCAAUCAUCUCAUGUGGUUAUUGUGCAAGCCUCAGAUGGCCAUGGCCAUUUUGCUUUAGCUCCUGUAAGCGUGGAAGUGAAAGACGUCAAUGAUAACAGGCCUUAUUUCCCACUUCAGACUAUGACAGCAAGCGUUCGUGAAAACCAGCCACCUAAUUCUGCUGUGACAGUUUUACACGCUAUUGACUAUGACACUGGUGUCUACGGUCAGCUAAAAUAUUUCAUGAUGGACAGAUCUGGUUUAGGAAAGGAUAACUUCAUUGUUGACCAGAACUCUGGGGAGGUGCGUGCUAAACAGACCUUUGACUUUGAGAAGGUGAGCUCCUUCAACUUUAUUGCCUUGGCUGUGGAUGCAGGAAACAACUCUGCUACAGUUACAGUACAAGUGUUUGUCACAGGAGAAGAUGAAUAUGACCCACUCUUUACUACUACAGAGUUCUCCUUCGAGGUUCCUGAGGGGGCUAAGAAAGGCCAGAGUAUUGGUCAAGUGCAAGCUAGCGAUGAAGAUGGUGGAGUAGAUGGAAUUGUCCUCUACUCCUUUGUCAACAACUCUCCUUAUUUCGAUGUCAACAAGACCACAGGCGUGAUCUUCCUAAAGAUGGACAGCUCUGGAAGCCACAGUGGCAGUAGUCGCUCCAAAAGAGAGACUCGCCUUAUGACCCUGGAUGUAACAGCCCACAGUCCCUUGGAAACAUCUCGAGUUGCAACUGCCCAGCUCACGAUCGAUGUCACUAAUACCUCUUUUGGAUUAGUACAAGACCUUAACAUCCUCCUUGUUAGCAUCAUUGCAGUCUCCCUGGGGGUUAUUGUCAUUUUAAUAAUAAUUGCUGUGGCCCUGUAUGUGGUGAAAUCUAAGCGCAGGAGGAAAGGGAAAGAAUCAGGAAACAGGGCUGUUGCUUCAGGAACAGCAUUACAAAAGUUGGAUGAAUCCAAAUCCGCUGGAGGUGAAAGGAUCUACCAUCAGACUUUGCCUGGGUAUGCUGGUGACCAGGGAGGGACAGUUGCCACAUCCUAUCCUAGAGGUGGUUCUUUGGACCCCUCCCAUUCCAGCGGUAGAGGCUCAGCUGAAGCAGCAGAGGAUGAUGAGAUCCGGAUGAUCAACGAAUAUCCAAGAGUGGCCAGCAUCACCUCCUCCAUGCAGGAGCACAUUUCUGCUCGAGGACCUGACUCAGGCAUCCAGCAAGACGCAGACCAGCUCUCUGACAUCUCCUGUGAGCCUGGACCUUUAGACGCCAGCCAGUGGUUCAAAGGCAAAAAGCUGGGGAGCCUUAGUGGUACCCUACUCUCUGGCCAGCUCCCCGUCUACAGGGAUGAAGGCGGUGGUUACCUAGGAGUGGGACGAGGUCUUAACAUCUCCCAUCAGAAAGAUUACGCCUUCCCUGAAGAUGGCAAACCAUCAGUAGACGGCUCUCUCACAGCCAUUGUGGCAAGUGAUGAGGAGUUACGAGGCAGCUACAACUGGGAUUACCUGCUCAACUGGUGUCCACAGUUCCAGCCUCUGGCCAAUGUCUUUACUGAGAUUGCCCGACUAAAAGAUGAGAGCAUACAACCAAACAACCCACGACGACCUUUCCAGCCAAAACCGAAGACAGAACCCAAGCCCAGAAUUGAUCCACCUCCUCUCAUCACCUCAGUGGCUCACCCAGGAGCUAAGUCUGUACCGCCUAAGCCCGCUAUCGGAAGGACGUUUCCACACCUUUCGUCCCUACGGCGUUCCCCCAUCAGUCAUGAGGGCUCCAUCUCUUCGGCAGCCAUGUCGCCAAGUUUCUCCCCCUCCCUGUCUCCACUAGCUGCAAGAUCACCAGCUGUUUCUCCUUUUGGUGUCACACAAGGUCCCUCGGCCUCCAUGAUCAGUUCUACAGAACACUCUUUGGAGCAAAGUGAGGAGGCUGAGAUGAGGAUCUAAUAUUGCUGGACCCAGUUUUCCGGAAGCCGCAUCCUUGUGUCGGUCAAGUUGGUUUCCUUUUGUGAACAUGCAGACAAUGUCUCUGCGUAAAAAGAUAAUGGGAUGGAAAAGACCCUUACUUUGGAGGUCAUUGUGACGCAGGUCUCUGAUAACGGUAAAGGGUUACAAAAGUGCGUACCAUUGUGGAAUUGACAAUACCCUUUUGUCAGAGCUGCCUUAGUUUUUUUUUUUUAUGUCUGAGCAUUUCUGUGUUGUUUUGUGUCACCUCGCUGGCUGGCCAGGGAGAUAAGGAUUAAGUAUUCUUUUGUUUCUAAUGUUGACGGCUUUUGAAACUCUUCCAGUGGUGUACUGAGCCUGUUCAAAAUGGCUGCUAUCACCCCUCACAUAGGACCUCUUUAAUAAAUGCACAUUGUUGUGAAACGAGAACUCUCGGUUCUUAGACUGAACUUUUAUUUGGACACCAUAUGCAGACUAUGGAUGGAAGCUGAUGAAACACUUUUUCCAUGCAUCAUAUAUUUUUAAGGACUUUUUGUUUCUGGUGAAAAAAAAUACUCAAGUGAAGAGGCUCACAUUACAUUGUAUUUACGUAGUGUUAAUGUAUAUAUGUAUGUAUGCUAGUUACAGUACAUAUGUCAAACUGUAUAGUU